AUGAGUAGUGGGUAUAGAGUUCAUGAUGACGAUGAGUCGUCACAGAAUUCUCAUGAUGGAAAUCAUUCUGCAAGCAAUAGCAUUGCAAACAUUUUGUUGACACAAGAUCCCAGUGACUACAGUGAGGCGGAGGAGGUGGCAGUUGAUGAUGUAGUUUAUGAGGAAGAGAUGGCAAAUGAAUCAGAGGAGGAGCUUGGAGAAGACUUAUAUGGUGACAACUUUAUGAACGAUUACAAUAAGAACCCUGAAUUAGAUAAGUAUGACCCUGAGAUGUUGGACGACACUCAUUAUGAACAUGAUAUUGAAGCAAAGAGAAGAGCGGAUUUGGCUCUGGAUCGAAUGGAAUUGGAGAAGUCCCACGAAAAGCAAAGGGAAAUCCACCACAAAUAUGGAAUUUCCGCAUUUAAUGCAGAUGAUGGCGAUGACGGAGAAAUUGAAAAGAGAAGAAAACGAAGAGAGGCAUUCAGAGAAAUGGCUGAUGAGGCAGCCAGAGGAGCUGGAAUAAUUGAUAUAAAUGAGCUUAUUCAGGAUUUACCAUUAGCUGAGCAGUCAGAGUGGAGCGAACAUGUUGAAAAUAUUAUUCGACGGUUAUUUAAAGUAUUUCUACAGGACUUCAAACUUUCUUCAAUGUACAAAACCAUUUCAAACGGUGAAUGCAAAAUAGAAGAAAGAAACAUCUCUUUUGAAGAUCUCUAUUAUAUUAAAAAAAUUGAAGAAAUGGUACAGGAGGAAAAAACAAGUUUGUAUGUGGAUGUUAAACAUAUAUUUACUUUUUGUUACAAACUCUGGGAUUAUUUGAACCUCUACCCUACUCCAGUAAUUGAGUGUUUUAACCAAUGCGCGUACGAAGUUGUAACCUCUAUGUAUCAUAGCUUAUAUUUUGGGAAGUCUAUUAUGGUAAGAUUGAUUGGUCUAGAUUACAUUGAUCAGCUCAGGGAUUUAAGAGUAGAGUGGUUAAAUCAGUUAAUUCGAGUUUCUGGAAUUAUUACUAGGAGAACCGACAUUUUGACAAGAUUUAAAUCUCUAUAUAUGGAAUGUGUUAAAUGUGGUUGUGACAAUUUGGGUCCUUAUGAAGACAACCCAUUGUUCGAGGGGGGAUCUCUAACCGAAAAUAGUUCAAUCAUGAAAAAUAUUGGUAAGUGUACCGAUUGUCAGAGCAAGGGACCUUUUGUAAUUAACAGGGAAAAGACGAUCUAUGAAAACUACCAGAAGCUAACUAUACAGGAAUCACCUGGAAGCGUUCCUGCUGGAAGAGUUCCAAGAUCAAGGGAAAUUAUUGUGAAUGGGGAUUUAGUAGAUUAUGCCUGCCCGGGAGAAGAAAUCAUUAUUACUGGAAUUUACAGAACAUUUAGAGACCAAAAGUUAAAUAUCAAGUCAGGAUUCCCAAUUUUAGGAACCCAAAUUUUCUGCAAUAAUAUUGAAAAGAAGCAUGACGCUCUUAGAAAAGAUGAUCUCACAGAUGAAGAUUACAAGAAAAUUAAGGAGUUAUCCAGGGAUCCCGACGUUAAAGAAAAGAUUAUUUCCUCAAUAGCACCAUCCAUUUAUGGCCACAAUCAUAUUAAGACAGCAAUUGCUUGCUCGCUGUUUUCUGGAGUCAGAAAGCAGGUAGAAGGCAAGCAUCACCAUAUUAGAGGUGAUAUUAACGUUUUGAUUGUUGGCGAUCCUGGACUUGCAAAAAGUCAGUUCCUCAAGUACGUAGAAAAGAGUUUUGAUAGGACUAUCUACACCUCAGGAAAAGGAGCUUCAGCAGUUGGUUUAACAGCUUCAGUUAGAAGAGAUCCAGUUUCUGGUGAAUGGACACUUGAAGGUGGUGCUUUAGUUCUUGCAGACGAGGGGAUCUGCCUGAUUGAUGAGUUUGACAAGAUGAGCGAUAAAGAUAGAGUUUCCAUUCAUGAAGCAAUGGAACAACAAAGUAUUUCAAUUUCAAAAGCAGGCAUUGUGACAACAUUGCGUGCUAGAUGCAGCAUUAUUGCAGCAGCAAAUCCAAUAUUCGGCAAAUAUGAUUCCAGCAUGACGUUUAAGGAUAAUGUAGAUCUAACGGACCCCAUCAUCUCUCGUUUUGAUGUUUUAGCAGUUUUGAAGGAUGAGGUUCAUCCAAUGAAGGAUGAGCUAUUGGCAAAUUUUGUGGUCCAAUCUCACAUGAAUAGUCAAGAAAUGUAUGGGGGUAGCAGCAUGGACCAGCAUGAUCAGGAGAAGAAGUUUUCUUCUGGUUUGAGCGAUACGAGCCAAAAUUGUGAACAGAGAUUUGCUCCAAUAGACCAAAAGCUACUUUGCAAAUACAUCCGAUAUGCAAGGAAGUACUGUAAACCACAAAUCAGAAGUGUAGACAAAGAAAAAAUUACAACAUUCUACUCAAGAAUUAGGCAAGAGGCACAACAGACAGGAGGUAUUUCAAUGACUGUAAGGCAUAUAGAGAGUAUUAUUCGUCUUGCAGAAGCUCUGGCAAAGAUGAGGCUCAGCCCAGUUGUAUCAAAUAAGGAUGUUGAUGGGGCAAUUGGUAUGGUUCUUGAGUCAUUUAUUCAAAGCCAAAAAUAUGCAGUUGCUCAAAGACUUUCCAAGAUUUUCUCUAGAUACAAGGCAUUGAGCAGUGGAUUUGUGGAUGUAUUGGAAAAUUUACUAUUACAAUUGUUCUCUGAUAAGAUUCAAAAAAUCAAACUGAGAAAUUGGGACGAAGAACAGAUGAAUACUAUUGUGGAAGAAGUUGACAACCUGACUAUAAAUUUGGAUGAUUUUAUAGCAAUAGCAGAGAAAAUCAAACUAUCGCAUAAUGUCACAUUAUCAUACCUAAAAUCAUCCUCAUUCUUAAAGCACUACGUCAUAUCGGAGACUAUUGACUCCAUGGGAAAUAACGUCAAAAUUAUUUGUAAAAGAAGUAAUACAGACCAAGAUUCUCAAAGCCAACUUUCCAUGUAA
Cryptosporidium ubiquitum is the source of this 2913-nucleotide messenger RNA. Its product is annotated as DNA replication licensing factor MCM2 like AAA+ ATPase. The transcript has a single exon. Gene Ontology annotation, biological process: DNA replication; mitotic DNA replication initiation; double-strand break repair via break-induced replication. Gene Ontology annotation, cellular component: MCM complex; nucleus. NCBI's taxonomy places the organism in Eukaryota, Apicomplexa, Conoidasida, Eucoccidiorida, Cryptosporidiidae. Gene Ontology annotation, molecular function: single-stranded DNA helicase activity; ATP binding; single-stranded DNA binding. The coding region runs from base 1 to 2913 and encodes 970 amino acids. The record is from RefSeq and is a predicted model, not a curated record.